Messenger RNA from Caenorhabditis remanei, 1356 nucleotides. RefSeq lists its product as uncharacterized. Gene Ontology annotation, molecular function: protein-membrane adaptor activity. The record is from RefSeq and is a predicted model, not a curated record. NCBI's taxonomy places the organism in Eukaryota, Metazoa, Nematoda, Chromadorea, Rhabditida, Rhabditidae. The transcript has 6 exons. Bases 1 to 1356 code for a protein of 451 amino acids. Gene Ontology annotation, cellular component: nuclear envelope; meiotic nuclear membrane microtubule tethering complex. Gene Ontology annotation, biological process: nuclear envelope organization.
AUGGUUCAAGCAUCAUUUGGAAAAGAUAUCGAGUCAGCAAAUGGUUCAAAGGAAUCUUCAAAUACCAAACUUCAAAAAGGUGGAUUUCAAAUCGAAGAAUCGACAACCAAAAAAGAAAUAUGGUAUGAAUGGAUCAGAAGUAGGCUUCGUUAUUAUAUGAUUCUGGAAUUGUUGUUUUCGAUUUGUCUCGUGUUGAUUCUAUGGAAACUAUGCUAUAUUUCAUCUCAGAUUUCAAGUAUUCAUUCCGAAUUCCGAGAUUUCAAACUAGAUAUUGAAUCUAAUAGAGCUUCCAAACCAACGGACACUAUUAAUCUGGAUGGAGGAAAUAAGAAAAUAGAAAAAUUUGUAGAACAAGUGAUAAAAGAUAUCAAGAAUCCAUCGAUUGAGAAUAAACAGAAAUCAAAAGAAUAUCCAAAACAAACUACCCCAACUAAAGAUAAUUCAUCUUCGAAUAACUCGGUAUCCCAAAUAAAUGCAGCAAGUCUUAUUCUCGGAGCAAAAGUUGAUUCAAGUCGAUCAUCCAAUUCAGACAAUAAUCCAUCAAUCGGAAGAGAUCAAAGUGGUUAUGUAUUGAUUGAUAGAUCUGAUCCACCAUCAGAUAAAGCAUGGUGUUCGAAUGAGAAGAAUCCAAUUUUGACUAUUGAUUUGGCAAAGUACGUCAGACCAAUUUCAGUGUCUUAUCAACACUCGAAAUGGUCUGGAAUGGUUCCAGAUGGUGCACCGAGAAGAUAUGAUGUACUUGCUUGCCUCGAUUACUACUGUAACAAUCUAGAACCUCUUGUCUCAAAUUGUGAAUAUAGAGCAACUGGAGACAACAAACAAGAACAAUUCUGCUCAAUUCCAUUCAAUCGAAAUCAUUCUUCAAUUGGAAAAGUUCAAUUUCAUUUCCGUCAAAAUCAUGGAAAUGUCAUUAAAACUUGUGCUCAUACGAUUCGAGUCUACGGAGAGACGAAAGUUAAAGAGAUGACUCGGAAACAGGCAACUUGUUCUGAACUCACUUAUGACUACCAUCAUAACCCGUGGAUUUACAAAAUAUUGGACAACAAGAAUUGCAAGGUACUUUACUCGAAUGACUGCUGUACUGAAUGUCCGGAAUGCUGCGAUGAAUGUGUUAUUAAAGAUAUCAACUUUGACGUCCACGUGGCGAAUCGACAGAGAAGACAAUCUGAACAGGAAAGAGGAAAUGAUUUCAGUAUGAAAGGAGAUGAAAGCGAAAAGGAAAACGAGAAGAAUGAAGGGAGGAUAGGAGGAAAGAAUAUGGAAAGUAAAGAUGCAGAAGACAUCAGCGAUGAUGAGAUUCUGAAUGGAGUUCUCGAGGAACGUGACGGUUCUGCUGGCUAUGAGCUCUUCGAUUAG